This is a messenger RNA of Octodon degus (degu), 4249 nucleotides long. It is a transcript of the gene Kcnj3, whose product is annotated as potassium voltage-gated channel subfamily J member 3. Gene Ontology annotation, molecular function: G-protein activated inward rectifier potassium channel activity. Lineage: Eukaryota; Metazoa; Chordata; Mammalia; Rodentia; Octodontidae. Gene Ontology annotation, biological process: potassium ion import across plasma membrane; regulation of monoatomic ion transmembrane transport. The coding region runs from base 183 to 1688 and encodes 501 amino acids. The transcript is spliced from 3 exons. The record is from RefSeq and is a predicted model, not a curated record. Gene Ontology annotation, cellular component: plasma membrane.
AGGGGAGGAGAAGCGUGUGCAAGGGCAGGGACCAUAGCCACCUGCCGGGGCGCCCCCACCCCAAGAGCGCCCGCGCUGGCUCCCCCACCUCCCCCGCCCCCACCUCCUCGUUGGUGCUGGUCUGCAGCGCUCCGCUCCUGCGCCUUCGCUUCGCUUUUGAAUCUGGCUCGCCCCUCCGUAUUAUGUCUGCACUCCGCAGGAAAUUUGGGGACGAUUACCAGGUAGUGACCACCUCGUCCAGCGGUUCGGGCUUGCAGCCCCAGGGACCGGGCCAGGGCCCGCAGCAGCAGCUCGUACCCAAGAAGAAGCGGCAGCGGUUCGUGGACAAGAACGGCCGGUGCAAUGUGCAGCACGGCAACCUGGGCAGCGAGACGAGCCGCUACCUCUCGGACCUCUUCACCACGCUGGUGGACCUCAAGUGGCGCUGGAACCUCUUCAUCUUCAUCCUCACCUACACCGUGGCCUGGCUCUUCAUGGCGUCCAUGUGGUGGGUGAUCGCUUACACUCGGGGCGACCUGAACAAAGCCCACGUUGGCAACUACACACCCUGCGUGGCCAAUGUCUACAACUUCCCCUCUGCCUUCCUCUUCUUCAUCGAGACCGAGGCCACCAUCGGCUAUGGCUACCGAUACAUCACCGAUAAGUGCCCCGAGGGCAUCAUCCUCUUCCUCUUCCAGUCUAUCCUGGGUUCCAUCGUGGACGCCUUCCUCAUUGGCUGCAUGUUCAUCAAGAUGUCCCAGCCCAAGAAGCGCGCUGAGACCCUCAUGUUUAGCGAGCACGCGGUGAUCUCCAUGAGGGACGGGAAACUCACGCUUAUGUUCCGGGUGGGCAACCUGCGCAACAGCCACAUGGUCUCCGCGCAGAUCCGCUGCAAGCUGCUCAAAUCUCGGCAGACACCUGAGGGUGAGUUCCUUCCCCUUGACCAACUUGAACUGGAUGUAGGUUUUAGCACAGGGGCAGAUCAACUUUUUCUUGUGUCCCCCCUCACAAUUUGCCACGUGAUCGAUGCCAAAAGCCCCUUUUAUGACCUAUCUCAGCGAAGCAUGCAAACUGAACAGUUCGAGAUUGUCGUCAUCCUAGAAGGCAUUGUGGAAACAACUGGGAUGACUUGUCAAGCUCGAACAUCAUAUACUGAGGAUGAAGUUCUUUGGGGUCACCGAUUUUUCCCUGUAAUUUCUUUAGAAGAAGGAUUCUUCAAAGUUGAUUACUCUCAGUUCCAUGCAACAUUUGAAGUCCCUACUCCACCUUACAGCGUGAAAGAGCAAGAAGAAAUGCUGCUCAUGUCUUCCCCUUUAAUAGCUCCAGCCAUAACUAACAGCAAAGAAAGGCAUAAUUCAGUGGAGUGCUUAGAUGGGCUCGAUGACAUUAGUACAAAACUUCCAUCAAAGCUGCAGAAAAUUACUGGAAGAGAAGACUUUCCAAAAAAACUCUUAAGGAUGAGUUCUACAACUUCAGAAAAAGCCUACAGCUUGGGAGAUUUGCCCAUGAAACUUCAACGAAUAAGUUCAGUUCCUGGAAACUCAGAAGAAAAACUGGUAUCAAAAACCACCAAGAUGUUAUCUGAUCCCAUGAGUCAGUCUGUGGCUGAUUUGCCACCAAAGCUUCAAAAGAUGGCUGGAGGAGCAGCCAGGAUGGAAGGAAAUCUUCCAGCCAAAUUAAGAAAAAUGAAUUCUGAUCGCUUCACAUAACAAAACACCCCCUUAGGCAUUAUUUAAUGUUUUGAUUUAGGCAUAGUCCAAUAUUUGGCUGACGAGAUAAUCCUCCCUAAGAAAUUUGAAAGGUUCAUUUUACCCCAGUUCAAUAAACAUAUUUGAGAACUCUCCAUUCCCAAGAACAGCAACUGUGCAGAGAACAAAGUUAUGAAGGGAGGACAUCAUGAGGAAGUUAUUAAUGGGCAUGUAUUAUCACAUCAAGCAUGCAAUAAUGUGCAAAUUUUGCAUUUAGUUUUAUGGCAUGAUUUAUAUAUGACAUAUUUAUAUUGUACAUUCUGGAAAAAUAUAUAUAAAUAUAUAUUUAAAGAGGAGGUACUCUCCCCAUCAUUUCUAAAAUAUGUAUUAAGCCAAACAUGAGUGGAUAGCUUUCAGGGUGAAAAAUUACACACACACACACACACACACACACACACACACACACAUAUUUAUAUAUACAUACACAUACAUAUAUAUCUGAUACAAUUGUGAUGUUUUGUUCAAAGCUGUAGUUCUUGUGCAUGUUUACUUUAUUAGAGUAGAAAGGCUACUGACAUUAAUUAUUAAUACCAAAUAUUUUAGCCUUAAAUUAUUUGUCAUUUAAAACUCUCAUUUGAUGUUUUUGCUGUUUAAGGUCAUAGGAGGUUUUCAAUUGUACUUUAUCAUGAGAAAGUCAUGCAAGUUUAUACUAUUUAUGGCCUUCCAAAAGUAUAAUCAUAUGGUUAACUUGUUAAUUUUUGAGCAUUCCAAUACAUGAUAUAUCAUUAAAAUUUUCCAUGAUUUUUAAAAAUUGCUAGUACUGGGGGGAAAUAAAUGUUGAUUAAUUUGAGAAUUUGUGCGCUCCUGGGCUAAUUAAAAUCUCUAGAACUUCUCUUGAAUGACCUAAUAUAAAUGUGUGCUCUGAAAAAAUGCUCAAUUAUUCUAACAGUAACCAGGUUAUAUUUGAAUAUAUCAGAAUCUACAAAAUUGCAUAGUUAAUGAGCUCUAUUUCAAACUAAUUCAAUUGGAAACAUAUUUAUUCUUCUGGUACUUUUGUUCGUUAAAAUAAACCCAAAAUUUAUGUUUAAGGAGACAUGAUAAUACUACAACAUAGAUGAUAAAUACUUAUGCUUAAAAUAUGUAUGUCUAUUUGAGUCUCUUUUUUAUGCUGUUCUCUUGUUUAUGGCAUUUGUUGUGAGAGGAUAGACUUUUUCUUCAACUGGAAAUCCCAUCCCAGGCAUGUCACUUACAGUUAAGAAGGAGUGUUUUAACAGACCUGGAGAAAUUAAAAUGAAAUGGGUUGAAAAUAUAUUACACAAUUUUUUGUGAAUAUUGAUUUUAUUGGUGUUUGGAUCUAUAGUUUACUCAGAUAAUUUUAGCAACAUUAUUUUUCUAAGCCAAUUAUCUAAUAAUAUUCACAACUCGUUAGUAGAAAUCAAAGCUGUUGAUCAGUAGAAAAAGCUUUGGAAUACAGAGACGCUUAUAAAGUUGUAGAAGAGCUUCUCAUCAAUAUACUAUAACUUUUUCUAUAAAGCUUCUUCAGGCAUUGCAAUGUAAGUAUACCCACAAUCAAUCCAGUUCUCAUUGAUAUAAAAAUCACUAAUGGCUGGUUUGAGGUACCAUCAUUUCCUAUUUAUAGCUACCUAAUAAUAAUUUUAUUAUUGGCAAAUUAUUACAUCGACAAUUCCAUUAUUAACUACAAUAAUAUCUUCUGGCUACCUCUGUAUCAACCAAAUUCUGUAGGUGCAAACAUAUACCAGGGAAUCAUUACUGGCAAAAUGAUCAGUUUUUAGCAUUCAUCCACUGCAAACAGAGUGCUUGUCCCAUCCCUUCGUCACCAAGUUUUCUUAUUUCCUGGAUAUAGGAAUGCAAUAGAAUUAGAAAAAGGGACAAAGGGCAUAGUGUAUGUAUUAGCAGUGGUAGAAACUGCAUAGAUCAUUUAGUCCAACACCUUAAAACUAAACAGAGCCAUAAUUCACUUUGGAGAGUCAUUGUAAUUUGUUUUUGGUACAAAAAGGAAGAACCAAAAACAAACUCUCUGAAUGUAUUCAUUCAUUCAACAAUAUCUUUGCAUGCCUUCUAUGUCCUAAGCAUUGUUUAGUUCCUGGAGAUUUGAGCACGGCUAUUUCUUAGGAGGAAAUUCUUCAUGAACAGUGCAUGCCAGUAGGAGAGUAAAGUUAAAUGAAAAGACAGGGACAUAGUGGAAAAUAUAGAAUAAGAGUUAAUUAUUUUGGAAGAAGUGACUAGCUUAGGGAGGUGGGUAAUAUUUGAACAGAGACAUGAAAAUGAGAAAGAGCUACUGUUGCCCAAAUUAAUUAAUGCAAGUGAAUGAUAUUAUUUUUCUUUUUCCACGCGUGUGGGAAAGGUAUGAUUUCUGCAUGUAAUUGCAGUUUAACCCCUAUUUCAAAGUUUCAGUCUGCCCAGGAAAAUUCCAGUUUAUAUUUGUUGUACUUGUGUAAUUAGUAGCAAUCCUUUCACUAUUACAAUGUCUUGGUUUGGAUGAUAUAUGGUAAAGUUUAUGUUCAAACUCAAUUAUGAAGUAUGAUAUAUUUGGAUAAAAAUAAAGAAUUUCUUUUCUUCUU